Molecule: messenger RNA, 1137 nt
Organism: Penicillium malachiteum
Lineage: Eukaryota; Fungi; Ascomycota; Eurotiomycetes; Eurotiales; Aspergillaceae
Product: isopenicillin N synthase family dioxygenase
Exons: 3
Coding region: 1-1137 (378 amino acids)
Source: RefSeq, a predicted model, not a curated record
AUGAUUCAAUAUACUCAAGUCGAGCUUCUUACUCUCGAUGGUCCGGCCUUUCGUCGUGUUUCAACAGCGCCUCCUCGUCCGGCCACUGACGAGGAGAUUCCCAUUAUCGAUCUAAGUACAAUUGAUGGCGACCUAAAGGCUAAAGAAACAAUUGCGACGGAAGUAAAGGCCGCAGCGGAGAAUACCGGCUUCUUUUACAUCAAGAAUCAUGGGAUCUCGGAGGAACUGAUAGAAAGAGCUCUCACAAAUGCCCGGACUUUCUUUGAGCAGACAGAUGAACAGAAAGACCUAGUGUUCCAUGCAAAAUUCAAGAAUUCUGUUGGAUACCAUGGAGUUGGAAGCUCGCAAAUCAACAUAAAGGAAACAAAAGGUUUACUUCCUCUCCAACAUGUGACUAGCAUGGACCGGAAAGAGACCUUUACACUCCGCUAUAAUCCUAUUAACGACCCAUCGAUAACCGAUCCAACAGCUCUUCUUCAGAAUGAGAAGUAUUCAUAUGGCGGCGACGAUUCCCUCUGGAAGGGAGUAUCUCACCUUCCAAGCUUCAAAGAUACCACCAUCGAAUUUUGGCAACGUCGUCUUACCCUUGCCCGCAAAAUGAUCCGUAUCUUCGCACUGGCACUCAACAUGCCGGAGAACUACUUUGACGAAGUCACCACACAUCCAGGUGCUGACGCACUCUACGUGCACUACCCCGGAUCUCCAGAAGCCAUAUCCCAGGACGUCGAUGCAGGCCGUGACAUUGACGUCGGAAUUGGCUCGCACACCGAUAUCCAGUGCAUCACACUUCUCUGGCAGGAUAUGUCUGGAGGUUUACAAGUCCUCUCAGCUAGUGACGAAUGGCUCCAUGCAAAGCCGAUUCCGGGAACGCUAGUUGUCAAUAUUGGAGACUUUUUGCAGCGUCUCUCGAAUAACAAAUUCAAGUCAACGGUGCAUCGGGUUUAUAAUCGGCAGACAACGUCACGGUACUCGAUGCCGUUUUUCUUGGGGUUCAAUCCGGACUCUAUCUGUCGGGUUGUGCCGUCUUGCAUUGAUGAGGAGCAUCCUGCUUUAUAUGAACCUAUAACUUGUGGGAAGUGGCAUCGAGAUAGACUUGCCCUUGCAGGCUCGAAGGGGAAAAUGUCAGCAGCAUCGUGA